GCAUAGGCUAAAAUGCCAGGGAAGAAGGAGGAGGCCCUUGGCAUGGUUCAUCUCCUCCUGGAACUGCACUGCAUCACUCGGAACACAGGAGGAGAGGACACGAGACAGCUCAUCCCUGUGUCCUUUUAACAGCACUUGCUUAAAUGCAUGGAAAUUCAUACAGCAGCAUCCACGGCAAGGAAAUGAGCAGGUGCCAGAAGAUUUUCUUUCCCACUCACAAGAAGUGAAAGCCAUGGGCGCGUUUUCUGUUUUUAACGCCAGCGACGUUUCGCAGGCCGGCUCCCUGGAGGAUGGCAGCAACUGGACAGCAGCAACCCAGUUCAGCCAGCCAGGCUGGAGGAUUGCUCUGUGGGCCAUCACCUACUCCUUCAUCGUCGUCACAUCCAUCCUGGGCAACGCCACCAUCAUCUGGAUUAUCCUGGCUCACAGGAGGAUGAGGACGGCCACCAAUUACUUCAUCGUCAACUUGGCCCUCUCGGACCUGCUGAUGUCCGCCUUCAACACCAUCUUCAACUUUAUCUAUGCCAGCCACAACGUGUGGUACUUUGGUGAGGAGUUCUGCAGGUUUCAGAACUGGUUCCCCAUCACUGCAGUGUUUGUGAGCAUUUACUCCAUGACAGCCGUGGCUGCAGAGAGGUACGUGGCCAUCAUCCACCCCUUCAAGCCCAGGCUGUCUGCUGGGAGCACCAGGGUCAUCAUUGGCAUCAUCUGGCUGGUGGCAUUCGGGCUGGCCUUCCCCCAGUGCUUCUAUGCUGAGAUCACCAUGGACAAUGGCACCAUGAAGUGCAUCGUGGUCUGGCCUGAUGAUGUGGGAUCCAAGCACCAGCUGGCGUACCACAUUGCUGUGAUUGUGCUGAUUUAUUUACUGCCUCUGAUGGUGAUGUUUGUGGCAUACAGCAUUAUAGGAGUCACUCUGUGGAGCAGCACAGCUCCAGGCAGCCACCUGAACAGAGUCCACUACGAGCACCAAGUCAAUGCCAAAAAAAAGUUUGUGAAGACCAUGGUGGUAGUGGUGAUCAUUUUUGCUGUCUGCUGGCUGCCCUAUCACAUCUACUUCAUCCUGGGCAGCUUCAAGGAGGACAUCUACCAGCAGAAGUACAUCCAGCAGGUGUAUCUGGCAGUCUUCCUCCUUGCCAUGAGCUCCACAAUGUACAACCCCAUCAUCUACUGCUGCCUGAACCAGAGGUUUCGCUCUGGAUUCAAGCUGGCCUUCCGCUGGUGUCCCUGCAUAAAAGCAACUGAGAAAGACAAACUUAAACUCAUGUCCCCAUCUCUCUACCAGACAACCCUCAGGAAGUCAAGAACGAGUUUCAACACAGAAACUCAGCUGAAUGAGAAAGAGAAGACAUCCUUUACCCUCACCCAGUUAACACUCUGAUUUCCUGCUCCUAGUUCUGGCUCCGUCCCAUACACCAAGCAAGGCAGCAGAUCUGAAGAAGCUCUUUUUCUCUGGAGCAGCUAUUUCCUACAGGACUUCUUUAGAUGCCAUCAGCAUUGAAGGCAGCACAUUGAUAACACUUCUAUCCAUGUAGGUCCAAGCUGCAGAUACAAGUUUAGCCCUCCCUUACAUCAACAACUGCAAUACAGAACAGACAUCGGGCCCAGGAGGCCAGAAACUCAGCAAAGCAGAUCUGAGGCAGUGCCAAUCAGGAGAAUAUAAAUUCUUCUACACUGUGAUCUCCUGAUUUCUGUUCCACCAGGACACCUGAAGUCAGGAAAGGGUUGAUGGAGCAGAAAGGCUGGGGCUCAUGUGGCCCAGCUGGGAUGGACCCAGGGCUGUGUGGGCAGCCAAGUGCCAGGGCUCAGCACCCCAAGGCACUGUGCACCAAAGCCUGUUUACAACAGAGGCAAACACCAACACAUCCAGACUGAAAAAUCCAGCCUGCCCUCAACGUUCUCUGCAUUCUGGGAUUUGCAUGCCGGCAGUUUCACCAGCAGAAACAGUUCAUUAAGAUGUUGUCAUUAGA
Messenger RNA from Melozone crissalis (California towhee), 1967 nucleotides. RefSeq names its product tachykinin receptor 2 (gene TACR2). Gene Ontology annotation, cellular component: sperm midpiece; plasma membrane. The transcript is spliced from 5 exons. The coding region runs from base 233 to 1378 and encodes 381 amino acids. Gene Ontology annotation, biological process: positive regulation of flagellated sperm motility; G protein-coupled receptor signaling pathway. Gene Ontology annotation, molecular function: substance K receptor activity. NCBI's taxonomy places the organism in Eukaryota, Metazoa, Chordata, Aves, Passeriformes, Passerellidae. The record is from RefSeq and is a predicted model, not a curated record.